GAGAGUACUUUCCGGUGGCUCUCCGACUCGUUUUCAGAGAAAUUAAUAUCACCCAAGUGGCCGGCCGGGGGGUUCUGGUUCGUAUACAAUGGAUAUGGAGAAUAAUGGCGACUCUAAAGGGUUGAUCAUGGAGAAGGAGCUCUCCAACGGGCGGACGCCACAAAACGUGUCGUCGUCGAUUCUACGAAAGAAGUCGGAUCCGAUUCUUGUGUCAAAAAUUAGGUUCAAAAUGGUAAGACAAUUGUUGGCCAAUCUGCAGGAGGUCCUCCUCGGCACCAAGCUUGCCGUUCUCUUCCCUGCCGUUCCCUUGGCAAUCGUCGCCGACUUCUAUAACUUUGGAAGACCUUGGAUUUUUGCUUUGAGCUUACUUGGACUCGCCCCGCUUGCUGAACGUGUCAGCUUCCUUACUGAGCAAAUUGCAUACUACACUGGUGCAACAGUUGGAGGGCUCCUGAAUGCGACGUGUGGCAAUGCAACAGAGCUGAUAAUUGCAUUAUUUGCUCUUCGCCAAAACAAAAUACAUGUUGUGAAGUACUCCCUUUUGGGUUCCAUCCUUUCAAACCUUCUUCUUGUUCUUGGCACCUCUCUUCUCUGUGGAGGCUUGGCCAACCUUAAAAAAGAACAACGCUACGACAGAAAACAGGCUGAUGUGAACUCGCUCCUUCUGCUGCUUGGAUUGCUAUGCCAUCUGCUGCCGUUGAUGUUCAGAUAUGCGUCGUCAGGGAUAGGGAAUUCCACGGCGGCUCUGUGUACCCUUCAGUUGUCAAGAGCAAGCAGCAUUGUCAUGCUUGUAGCAUAUGUUGCAUACAUCAUUUUCCAGUUAAAAACCCACCGGCAAUUGUUUGAUGCCGCACAAGAGGAUGAUGAUGAGGAGGAGGACGAAGAAAAGGCCGUGCUAGGAUUUGGGAGUGCCUUUACUUGGCUGGUUGGCAUGACAAUUAUCAUAUCUGUGCUAUCCGAGUAUGUCGUUGGAACAAUCGAGGCUGCAUCAGAAUCUUGGGGAAUUUCUGUUAGCUUCAUCAGCAUUAUCUUGCUACCAAUCGUUGGAAAUGCGGCAGAACAUGCUGGAUCAAUCAUAUUUGCGUUCAAGAACAAAUUGGAUAUAUCCCUGGGUGUGGCUCUAGGUUCUGCAAGUCAAAUCUCCAUGUUUGUGGUUCCUUUAAGCGUAAUUGUUGCUUGGAUAAUGGGUAUCCAAAUGGAUCUUGAUUUCAGUCUCCUCGAAACUGGUUCUCUUGCUUUCUCGAUAAUUGUCACAGCCUUCGCUUUACAGGAUGGAACUUCACAUUACAUGAAAGGGGUCGUUCUUUUCCUAUGCUACAUUGUUAUUAGUGCUUGCUUUUUUGUUCAUAAAAUCCCACCGCCAAAUCAAACAGCCGUCAACUUAGGAGUUGAACUGUCCUCUGGAGGCUUAACCGCUUGAGCUGGCUACGUUGUUUGGGAUAUAUAUAUAUAUAUAUAUCCCAAACGACAUGCAGGAUGGUGCAUCCGUAAAUCUAUUUCGUGAAGCACUGGAAAACUUUCAUAAAUUUCCUUCCCAUUUCAAUUACAGAGAGUUUUGGGCUAAUUGAGAGAGAGGCUCAAAGCUACGGAGGGGGGGCUUCUUAAACUUGGAGAUCGAAGACUACCGGAAAUUGCUGUUGAAGAUGUUUGUAUAUAUAGUUCUAGCUAUCUAUAAUAUAUCUGUGUCUGCAAUAAGGUUUUAGUUUCAAAAUUUAGGUCAUAAGUGGUGGCAUAUGGCAAGUGCUUUUGUGUUUUUGUUUUUGUUUUUUUUUUUUGUUUUAACCUUCUUUUUGGUGACUGAAUUUGCAUGUGUUUAGUUUAAUUAAGCUGAUAUGCUGCUGAAGCAAUGGAAAUUGCAUUACAUCUUGUGUCUUUGAUGUACAAUAAAAAAAAUUUGGUGAGUGUAAGAUUCCAAUUUACAUUUAAAUAAAAUUUC
Alnus glutinosa is the source of this 1936-nucleotide messenger RNA. RefSeq names its product vacuolar cation/proton exchanger 3-like. Lineage: Eukaryota; Viridiplantae; Streptophyta; Magnoliopsida; Fagales; Betulaceae. Gene Ontology annotation, molecular function: calcium:proton antiporter activity. The record is from RefSeq and is a predicted model, not a curated record. Gene Ontology annotation, cellular component: plant-type vacuole membrane. The transcript is spliced from 11 exons. Gene Ontology annotation, biological process: intracellular calcium ion homeostasis; calcium ion transmembrane transport. The coding region runs from base 89 to 1420 and encodes 443 amino acids.